GAUAUUUAAUAUUUUAUGUUGUAGUUAACACUGUAAAAGUGAUAAGUAAAAUAAUUUUUGUUGGUGUAACUUAAUGUAACCAGACUGAUUUAGUCAUUGAAUCAUUUCUCUGACCAAUAUUUGGUUAGGUUACGAAACAUCUUAUGAUGUAUUUGUGCUGUUUGUGAAUUCAUGAUCUCAGCGAUUAACUUCAGAAUAUCCGAAUAUGGUAAUUAAGAACCCCGGUCAAUCACAUGACCUUGAACGUUAUGGAUUGCGUGUUUUGUUUCUUGGAGAUGAAAACAGCGCUGUGUGUUUGUGAGUAUAAAAUUACAUUUUGAAUUCGAGUGCUGUCAGAGAGAUGUUUGCCUAAGGUGUCUCUGGAACGGUGAAUGAAAGGAACGGCUGAAUAUGAGCUCUGUUAUGUUGGGUUGCUCCUCUGGAAAUGAGUCAUAUCUGUUUGUUUUGCUAUUGUUAUGAAUGUUUGUGUGUGUGUGUGUGUGUGUGUGUGUGCGUGUCUGUGUGCUUUACACACUGUUUUAUGCUGUUAGUGAAGAAAAUACUCUAAAAUCCUAAAGAGAGCUCAUUAUGCAGUGUUAAAUUCAGUAAAAUUAAGUCUUUAACACCAACAUAUUGCAUUGGACAAGUGUUGCUUCAUAAACACUACAACCGGCUGCUAAAUGAUAUUGGGAUAAACAUGACCAGUUUCUUCACAUUAGAAACAUUCACAACGCCUCAGAACUCACAUUGACUCGAAUGCCUUUUAUUGUUUGAAUUUGCAUGCCCUGACAUCGAGGAGAGAAAAACUGUCUUAUUCUGUUUCAACAGACCCCAUUAGAAUCUAUUGUGGAUGGAAAGAUCUAUAGAAAGACAGACAAAUGGAUAGUGGUAUAGACAGAGACAUACAUGGAUAAAUACUGUUGAAAGGUAGAUAAACUGUAUAAGGUAGGUAGACUGAUAGAUGGAACAAAGGAUGGAUAGACAGAAAGACAUAGGGAAGUAGAGAGUUAGAUGUAUAUAUAUAUAAAUAGCUAGGUAGACUGAUGAAUGGAUGAAUAGAUAGAGAGAGAUGUAUAGUCAGAAAGACGUAUAGUGACUAGAUAUAUUAACAGACAUAGAAAAUUAGAUAAACACAGGUGGAAAUAUAUAUAUAAAUAUAGAAAAUAUAGAAAGAUCUUGUUAAUCAGUAAAACUGGGGGAAAAGUUUAUUUUCUUUCUUUGUUAUAAAUGGCUUUUCACUUUUAUUCUUGUAAUGUUCUGCGCACACAAUAGUUAGGGUGUUUGUUCGCCCACCUCUUUCUAUCUCCCUCUGAAUGGCAUUCUGGCCUGCAAUUAAGGUGAAGCCUCUAAACCUUAAUGAAGCACCAUUUUGCCGCUUACUUAUCUUCAUUUGUUGGCGGCUGAUGGGCCGUUUGCCAUAGGAAGCCUCUGAUAUCUGUCCAAGAGCGUCUCGCAGGGGAUUGGUUCGCUCCGUCUCCCCGUCUGCUGGAGAGGAAGAGAUUAAUCACUGUCUCCUCUCUCUGGCUCUCCUGAGUGUCUGCGUGGCGUUCCCGUCUGAAGCGUGAACGAACGGAGACGCAGAGCUGAUGUGAGGGGAAUCCAGAGUCUCUCUGACCUCCAACAACUUCAGACAAGCUUGUUUUAUAGAACUGAGAGAAUAUGUGGUGAUGAAGGAGAUUCCUACUUCAUGUGAAAGGGCUGGACAGAGACGAGCCCUUCCCUGAUCAGCACACAUGAACAAUGUACAGAGGGAGAGGAAAACGCUCAUAGAAAUUCGUCAUAACUCUUUAAUACAUUACUACGCCAUCUCUGUGUGUGAGGCUUACAGAUAGUUUGAGCGUUGAGAUUGCUUCUCAGAAUCUAGCAGAAUGACAGAAGCCCAGGAUGUGUUAAAAACCAUCCAGAGAAAACCCGGCCUGCAGAUCUGGACCAUCAGUAAAAUGAAAAUGGUCCCAGUCCCAGAGCAGGCAUAUGGAAAUUUCUUUGAAGGUGACUGCUACAUUAUUCUUAAUGUGAGCAACAGCACCACACAAUCUACUGACAUCCACUACUGGAUAGGCAACACAUCGUCCCAGGACGAGCAGGGAGCGGCAGCCAUCUAUGUGACCCAGCUGGACAAGUAUCUCGGCGGCAGUCCGGUUCAAUACCGGGAGGUCCAGGGAUGUGAAUCAGCUAAAUUCAAAAGCUACUUCAAGAAUGGCCUCAUAUAUAAAAAAGGCGGUGCGGGAUCGGGAUUCACACAUGUGGAGACCAACAUGUUUAACAUUCAGCGCCUGCUCCACGUCAAAGGAACGAAGCAUGUGACUGCAAGAGAGGUAGAGGUUUCCUGGAGCAGUUUUAAUUUAGGGGACAUAUUCCUGCUGGACUUGGGAAAAGCAAUAAUUCAAUGGAAUGGUCCUCAAAGCAACAAACAAGAAAAAAUAAAGGCCGUUCUGCUGGCUCAGGACAUCAGGGACCGAGAGCGUGGAGGCCGGGCUCAGAUUGGUGUGAUCGAGGGUGGGCAGGAGGAAGCCUCUCCUGAGCUCAUGAAGAUCAUGAUAUCUGUUUUGGGUCACAGGACUGGACACCUGAAAGAGUCAAUCCCUGAUGACAAACCAGACCAAAACCAGACCUCCAUCGUCAAACUCUACCAUGUGUCUGAUGCCAGUGGUCAGCUAAUGGUACAGGAAGUGGCUACCAGUCCACUGACCCAAGAUUUGCUGAAAUCCUCGGAUUGCUAUAUUUUAGAUCAAGGUGGCAGCUCGAUAAUGGUCUGGAAAGGAAAGGGAGCAUCAGAUGAAGAGAGACGUUCGGCACUGGGUCGCUCGGUUGGCUUUAUUAAAGCAAAGAACUACCCGUCCAACACUAAAGUGGAGGUUAUGAGUGAAGGAGGAGAGUCUGCCAUGUUUAAACAUCUCUUCAAGUCCUGGAAAGAUAAAGGUCAAACUCAAGGACUGGGAAAGACCCACUCCGUCGGAAAGAUAGCUAAAGUGGAUCAGGUGAAGUUUGACGUCAUGGAGCUUCACGCUCAGCCAAAGCUGGCUGCUCAGGAGCGGAUGGUGGACGACGGCUCGGGACAUAUUCAGGUUUGGCGCAUUGAGAAUCUUGAACUGAAGGAGGUGAACCCAAGCACAUUUGGACAGUUCUAUGGAGGAGACUGUUACCUGGUACUGUACACCUACAACAGAGCCAACAAACCACAGUACAUCCUCUACAUGUGGCAGGGUCGCCAUGCUACACAGGAUGAGGUGACGGCAUGCGCUUAUCAGGCGGUGAAUUUGGAUAACAAAUACAAUGGAGCCCCAACACAGGUCAGGGUGGUCAUGGGAAAAGAGCCCAGACACUUCCUGGCCAUCUUUAAGGGCAGGCUCAUCAUUUUUGAGGGUGGGACAGGUAGACCGGGUGUUGUGAACCCUGAUCCUGGUGCCAGACUCUUCCAGGUCAGAGGGACACAUGAGAUGAACACCAAAGCAACAGAGGUGCCCGCCAGAGCCUCCUCUCUCAACAUCAAUGAUGUCUUUCUCCUCAAAACCCAUCAGAACAUCUUCCUGUGGUAUGGCAAGGGCUGCAGCGGAGACGAGAGGGAGAUGGGGAAAGCUGUAGCUGAUUUGCUUUCUGAGCAGGACAAGCAGAUUGUGAUGGAAGGACAGGAACCAGCUGCCUUCUGGGUGGCUUUGGGAGGGAAAGCUCCAUAUGCCAGUGACAAGAGGCUGGAGAAAGAAGUGGCACUUCACGAACCUCGUCUGUUUGAAUGCUCCAAUCAGACGGGCCGAUUCCUUAUGACAGAGGUGGCUGACUUCACUCAGGAUGACCUGGAUGAGGAUGAUGUCAUGCUUCUAGACACCUGGGAAGAGAUUUUCCUUUGGAUUGGGAACUCAGCCAACCAGUACGAGACUCAGGAGUCUUAUAGCAGUGCAGUGGAAUAUCUUAAAACCCACCCAGCCGGACGGGACCCUGGGACACCGAUCACCACUGUUAAACAAGGCCAUGAGCCGCCCACCUUCACCGGCUGGUUUAAUGCCUGGGAUGCUCAUAAGUGGAGCGGAGGCCUUUCAUACGAGGAGAUGAAAAGCAAGAUGGGUGAUAUUUCGCAAAUCACUGUGAAUCUCAACAACACAAACCUGAAUAAGAAGACAGGAGGAAGUGGAGCGAGCUACAGCGCUCCUGGAGGCCCAGGAAAUAUAAAGUCCCAUAGUCAGAGGAUGUCCUCCUCCAACUCCAGUACAUAUGUAGAUCAGUCUCUCAGCAGAGCAAAGCCUUCUGGGAUGCUACAUUCUGAGCAGCUGCUGAAAUCACCUAAUCAGCUGCCUCAAGGAGUGGACCCUGGAAAACGAGAGGAAUAUCUGAGUGAUGCAGAAUUUGAGAAUCUCUUCGGCUGCACCCGUGAAAACUUCCAGCGGCUGCCUAAAUGGCGUCAGAACGACCUUAAGAAGAAAGCAGGACUGUUUUGAGUUGAUUUUGUUAUAAUGAGAUAUAGUCUAAUCUUCAGACCUGAUUAUUAUGUGUCUUUUGGGUUAGAAGGUAGUCACCUAUGCGAUGUUAUAGAGUUGUUUAAUUAUCAAAAAGCUAAUAUGACGUAAUACAAAUGCUUUGUAAAUAUCUUACAUAGAACAUCAAAAUAUACCAUCAAAAUGAUUAUAUCAGUCACAUAGAACAUGUCUACAUGCUUUUUAGUCCUAAUAAAAGACAAUGUAAGCCAAGAAA
Carassius gibelio (silver crucian carp) is the source of this 4662-nucleotide messenger RNA. RefSeq names its product advillin-like. The coding region runs from base 1848 to 4409 and encodes 853 amino acids. NCBI's taxonomy places the organism in Eukaryota, Metazoa, Chordata, Actinopteri, Cypriniformes, Cyprinidae. Gene Ontology annotation, cellular component: cytoplasm; actin cytoskeleton. Gene Ontology annotation, biological process: actin polymerization or depolymerization; barbed-end actin filament capping; cytoskeleton organization. The record is from RefSeq and is a predicted model, not a curated record. Gene Ontology annotation, molecular function: phosphatidylinositol-4,5-bisphosphate binding; actin filament binding. The transcript is spliced from 21 exons.